Molecule: messenger RNA, 3378 nt
Organism: Bemisia tabaci
Lineage: Eukaryota; Metazoa; Arthropoda; Insecta; Hemiptera; Aleyrodidae
Product: probable cytosolic Fe-S cluster assembly factor CPIJ010948
Source: RefSeq, a predicted model, not a curated record
AUAACAAAGUCCCUCACAGUCUCUAACCUCUUACACGCGGAGAUAUGAUAUUCUGAUAUCGCAAAUUAAAAUAUCCUCCAUGUAAUAAUUUCAUAUCUAACUCCGAUGAGUGUCUCGUGUGAGUGAUCGUGCAACCUCAUUCAGAAAUUCAUCAAUUAAAAUGUCAGCAGGAUUCAGCGGUGUACUCCAACUUACAGACUUGGACGACUUCAUCACACCUUCGUUGGAAUGUAUCAAGCCAAUCAAAGUCGAAAAAAGUACCACCAGCACAGGCUCCAAGAUAAAAAUCGAAAAUGACGGCUCUUAUGUUCAAAUUAAAGCGGGUGGAGAUGCAGAACGGCUGAAGAGGGUUGAUAUAUCUUUGAACGACUGCUUGGCUUGCAGUGGAUGCAUCACCUCAGCUGAAACUGUGCUUGUCACCCAACAAAGCCAAGAGGAAAUGCUCAGAGUUUUCGAAGAAAAUCUUCAAUUGAAACAGUCAGCACCAGAGCAAGCCAAACUGAUAGUUGUCUCUAUAUCUGUGCAACCUAUUCUCUCUCUAGCAGUGAGGUAUAAUCUGAAACCUACAGAGACUGCAGAAAGAUUAUCAGGUUAUAUGAAAAAAUUAGGUGCUGACCUAGUGGUCGACUGUUGUGUCGGAGAAGACUUUGCUCUUCUAGAGGCACAAAAUGAAUUCAUCGAACGUUACCAAAACCAUCAAAACAAUCCAAAAUCUGAAUCAUUACCAAUGUUAGCAUCUUCCUGUCCCGGUUGGGUUUGUUACGCUGAGAAAACUCAUGGCAGCUUCAUUUUACCGUACAUCAGUGCCACGAAGUCCCCUCAACAAAUAAUGGGCUCGCUUGUCAAAAAUUUCCUAGCAAGUAUCAAAGGAAUAAACCCCAAUCAAAUUUAUCAUCUCACCGUUAUGCCAUGUUAUGAUAAAAAAUUAGAAGCAUCUCGUAACGAAUUUUAUAAUUCUGCGUUCGAAACUCGAGAUGUGGACUGUGUUAUCACUGCCAUUGAACUAGAAGCGUUACUAUCAAGCAGCAAUUUAGAUCUUGCGGAUAUGCCCUCUUCUUCCGUUGAUUGGCCGUGGAAUGCAAAACCACCAGAUUAUCAAGUCUCUCGGCACAUAGGAUCCGGGUCUGGUGGAUACGCUCACCAAAUUUUCCUUCAUGCCGCCAAGAUAUUACAUCCAAACAUCGAACCCCAUUUGGAUUUUAAACCGCUCAGGAAUAUUGACUUUCGUGAAGUCAUCUUAGAGAAUGAUGGUAAAGUCCUUCUCAGAUUCGGAAUUGCCAACGGUUUUAGAAACAUUCAGAAUUUGGUGCAGAAACUGAAAAGGAAAAAAUGCCCUUAUGACUAUGUUGAAGUGAUGGCUUGUCCCUCAGGGUGUCUAAAUGGUGGGGCUCAAGUGAGAUCGAAAGAAGACAGCACUUCUCGUGACCUCAUCCAGAAACUAGAAAACUUAUAUGAAAGCCUGCCGCUGCAUAAACCAGAAGAAAACCCAACGGUUUUAGAACUUUACAAUCAGUGGCUUGGACCACACAGCGACAGAGGGAAGUCAAUGAUGCGGACAACCUAUCACGCAGUAGAGAAAAACACGACAGCCUUGACUAUCAAGUGGUAAACAAGGCUAGGUAACUGUGUGAAAUUUCUUUGGUGGUAAUUUGCCUUGAAUAUAUGGUGGAAGCUGUCUUUUCAAGUUUUUAAGGGUGAACCGCUGUUUUGGUUUCGUAUAUGACGAGGAGUUGGAUGGCAACAAAACAGCUCAAGUGGAACACCGCUGAGUGGAUAGUGGGAGCUUCUUGGCAAGUGUAGCUACAUCCAUUAUUCAAGUGAUAUUUAUUGUUGCUGUAUGAUAAAUGAAAUGUAACCGUUCUCGGGAAAGGAACCGUAGUGCUGGAAAUUCAGAAAGUAGAUAUUCAUUGGUUUUGUUGCUUCGAAGAGCCUCUUUUGCACAGAAAUUGCCCAAAAAUUUUGAACCCAAUCAAAGUCAUGACAGUUUGAAUUGUCCAGUCUAAAAAACAUAGUUUUUUUGGGAACUUCCUUAAACCAUUGUGUUUUUUUACCUAAUUUUGGCUAACACAUGCAAAAAUCAGUAAUUCUGAACAAUCCAAUUACCUACGAAAUCCAGAAAAGAGAGGAAUACCAGUGAGAAGUGAUAACAAGAUAUCUGAAUGAGCCCUCUUGUCCAGUGGCAAUUAAAAUUAGAUAAUAAUUAUUAAUAUCUUAAAAAAAUUGUGAUUCUUACGUUCGCCAUUAGGUGAGGGGCUUUUUCCCUCAGGAAAUUUAUCAUUUUCAUUCGUUAGAAUUUCUUCUUGUUUGCAUACUCUGUCAGGAAUGAAUAAAAUAAGAAUGAAUGUCUAUGAUGGUUAAACUAUUAUGAAGUGGUGGAAAAAACUAAUGAAGGCACAAAGAAAGUAGCUUAACACAGCGGCACAACCUGUGGCUCAGAUGCUCAAGAUUCGUGGUGGUCCAGGAGUUUGAAAAGCUUCUGAGGAGGUUGCAUUCCACCUAUACACAAACUAAAAGAAAAAUCUACAGAAUCUUCGUAGACGAAUGCCCCUUGCAUUUCAGGAACAGCUUCAUCUUGGUGGCCAAAGAAUUCUUUCUUGGACAAUAUGGUGGGGUGACUUUUUUGUACAGUUUUAUUUUGUGCAAAACAAAAAUAAUAAAAAAUUACGGUGGGAAGUAGAACUUGGAGAAAUCACUGAAAAAGGUUUUUUUUUAAAUGGCUGAUCAGUGUAAACAGAAACUCUUUUUUUAAAAAAAACCAUUCAAUUUAUUUCUAUAAAAUUAACCUAUACAAGAUAAUGCAAUAUUUACAAAAAGUUUGUCACUGAAAAAAAGAAAUUACAUUUGUCGAAGGUAAUAAUAGAUGAAUUGGAACUCAGAAAAAAAAGUUAUCUCAGAGCAAAGAAGUAUGUACACUGAGUGAACUAAGAUACUAGGUCAGUGGGGAAAAACGAGUGGAAAAAUAUGAACCUUGAUACAUUUUCAUCUUAAUAUAUCUUUUAAACUGUGUUUUGAUAGUGGCUGUACAAUUUAUUUGAAGAAUGUUGCAAUUGCUGUGAGGAUCUGUUACAACCCAAGCUGUUUUCUAAAUGAGCCAUUUAAUUGAAUCACCAAAAAUGAGCUCCUGAAUUUACUGUCUUAAAGUUUUGAAAUUUAAAUCAGAAUUUCAGUUUUUCUACUUCGACCACCCCUUGUUAUUUCAAGUUACAUGAUUUUUUGUCAACUUCACAGUCAUCCCAUCUAAGUUGCAGGCAUGAUGUUUUUUCUGAAUUCAAUUCGUUCUCGAAAAUGUUGGUGGUAUUGUAUGAAAAUUGUUGGAAUUUUGUUGGUCUAUUUUUGUCCAAAGAAAGAGGAAUUAAAUACAAAAUAUUUGUACCUGAA